This is a messenger RNA of Periconia digitata, 313 nucleotides long. The record is from the annotation of a GenBank genome assembly. NCBI's taxonomy places the organism in Eukaryota, Fungi, Ascomycota, Dothideomycetes, Pleosporales, Periconiaceae.
UCUGGUUACCGCGGUCUCGUUCAGGUCAUAUCUCUCAUUUUUGCAGGACCUUUCGUCUACGUCUACAAUUCCUUCAUUCAAUUUCCUUACUACAACAAUGCGUAUCGGUAAUGUCAUCAUGGCUAUCAUUGCCACAUUUUAUUCAGUUUCCGCUGCCCCAGUUCCGCAAUGCACCGUCGCUUGUCUCACGAGAGGCAUCACCACCCGAUCGGCUUCUGUGGUUGGAAACUUGAGGCACGAGGAAGAUAGAACGUCAAAGCUGGCGGAAAUAUCUAAUCAGCGGGUCGGAAUGAGAAUAUUGUUUGCUUGGUGA